GGCGUUGUGAACGAGAGCCGGGUCAGGGCCCCUUGCUUUUCUCACCAUUCCCGGCUCACCUCCAUAACUGCCUUCUCCAUCUUUCUAAAUGCCGGACGUCGUUACACGUGGAAACGUGCCAGCCUCAGCCUUUAAAGUAAUCCUCUGCAGGGCGUGGCUGGCGCCCGCGACCAGAGCGGUCGGGAGAGUCGCCCUUUGCUGCAAGUGGCCCUCGUGGGGUGCCUGAAGAGAGCGAGGACGCGUGUGAAGGCCAGACAGCCUAGGGAGGAGGUGCCUUCACGGGGUCACCCGUACCGGCGGCACACACAGUUUUGCUUUGCUUUUUCUUUUGUUUAUACUGAGUGGUUUUUUACAUGAAAUGCUAUUUUGGUUAAAAGAAGAAAUGGGCCCCCAGGAGCUCACCCGGCGACUGGCCACGGUGAUCACGCAUGUCGAUGAAAUUAUGCAGCAGGAGAUCAGGCCCUUGGUGGCAGUGGAUAUAAUGGAACAGCUCCACAGACAAUUUGCCAUUCUUUCAGGAGGCCAAGGGAAAGAUGGUGCUCCCAUCAUCACUUUUCCAGAGUUUGCGGGGUUCAAACACAUCUCAGAUGAGGACUUCCUGAAUGUCAUGACCUACCUGACUAGCAUCCCCAGCACAGAAGCCGCCAGCAUUGGAUUCGUCAUUGUGAUUGACAGGCGAAGGGACAAGUGGAGCACCAUCAAGGCAUCCUUGACACGAAUAGCUGUGGCAUUUCCAGGAAACUUGCAGCUCAUAUUCAUCCUUCGUCCAUCUCGCUUUAUCCAGAGGACCUUCACUGACAUUGGCAUUAAAUACUAUAGAGAUGAAUUUAAAAUGAAAGUGCCGAUCAUCCUGCUGAAUUCUGCCUCUGAUCUUCACAGCUACAUUGAUAAAAACCAGCUCACCCCGGAGCUAGGGGGAACUCUGGAAUAUCGCCAUAGUCAGUGGAUAAAUCAUCGAACUGCCGUUGAAAACUUUGCCUUAACAGUAAAGACCACUGCCCAGAUGCUCCAGAUGUUUGGGGCCUGCCUUGCCGAAACAGAGCUGCCCAGAGGUGUGCAGUCCACUGAAGACCUUCUCAUGGCCCACACAAGGCAGCAGGACAAGCUGAAGGAUGAGCUGAAGUUACUUAGAAAACAAGGCGCCACAUUGCUAUCGUGUAUCCAAAAACCAGCAACCAAAAAUCCCUUCAGCAAAUUCAAUCCCAAUGAACUUGACAACAUAGCUACUACGGGAAGGUUAUUAGUUCAGUUGGACGAAGCAGAAAAAGCGUUUAGUCAGUUUUGGUCUGAGCAUCACCUGAAGCUUAGCCAGUGCCUCCAGCUACAGCGCUUUGAGGACACUUUUUGUGAGGUUAAACUUGCCCUGGAUUAUCUGUUGGAAGAGCAAGCAGAGUUUACAGACAUUGGAGACAGUGUGAUGCGUGUGGAACAACUUCUUAAGGAACAUAAAAAACUGGAGGAAAAAGGACAGGAGCCCUUGGAAAAGGCCCAGCUGCUUGCACUAAUUGGGGACCAGCUCAUCCAAAGCCAUCACUACGCAGUGGAUGCCAUCAGGCCCAAGUGUGUGGAGCUCAGGCACCUCUGCGAUGAUGUCAUCAAUGAAAACAAGAAAAAAAAUGACAUCUUAAGGAAGUCUUUGGAGUUGCAUAGACAGCUGGACAAGGUCAGCCAGUGGUGUGAAGUGGGAAUCUACCUCUUGGCUUCUCAAGCCGUAGACAAGUGCCAGUCACGAGAGGGGGUUGACGGUGCCUUGAACGACAUCGAGACAUUCUUGGCCACAGCUAAGGAGUACCAGCUGCCCAGCCCCAAGGAGUUUUACAACCAGUUUGAGUUGAUACUCACCCAUGACAUAAAGACUAAUGCCCAGAAAGUCCUGCAGAAGCUGGCUGAUGUGAGGCAAAUAUUUGACAAAAGGCAAGUGAGCCUGAAGAAACUGGCAGCUAAACAGACUCGCCCAGUGCAACCUGUGGCCCCCCAUCCUGAGUCCUCCCCAAAAUGGGUGUCACCAAAAACCUGCCAAAUCUCUGCCUUGGCUCCUCCUCAGAAAAUAUCUGAGGAAUCUCAUAUGGAGACAGAUUUGAACUCCCUGGGAAAGGAAGCUGACAAGACUAAAUCUGAAGUUAGGAAUGAAGAAAUAGUUGAAAGUAGUCAAGAUAUGGAGAACCCUGAACUGGAGCAGCUUGACAGCCUUGAAAAUCUUUCCCCCAGCAGGUAAGAUGGCAGAAUCCAUUUGUAGGAGUCAUUUUUAUCCCCUUGGGUCGGGGGAAGGAGGGCAAGGAGGAGACGAUCAUGUUUUAUAUCGCAUCACUUUCCCAGGUAGAAUCAUAGUAUUCUAAGUGCUAACCUUCAUUUGCAUCAGUUAAAAAGCAACAAGCCAAAGGGCUAAAAAUGAUCAUCUUAUAAACCAAGUUUCCAAGGAUACCUGUUGCUGAUUCUGACUCAGAGUGCCCCUUAUAGGGCAGAGUAAACUGCCCCGUAGAGUUUCCAGGGCUGUCAUCUCUACAGAAGCAGACUGCCACAUCUUUCUCCCAAGGAGCAGCUGGUGGCUUCAAACUGCUGACCUUCUGGUUAGCAGCCAAGCACUUAAACCACUGCACCACCAGGGCUCCCUUUCUGAGGAUACCUAGUAUUUAAAAAAAAAAAAUUAUUAAGUAGUACAGGCAAGUUAAUUUUAAUAUUGAUUGAAUUAUUGGUUUUAGAGCAUUUAAAGGCUGUUGGUCCCCAAAAGCCACAAUUUAUACAAAUGUAAGACUAAUUUUGGUCUACACAAAGGUGUUUCCAUCCACAUAAAUGCUAUGCAGUUCAGAAAGUCUGAAUUAAGAAGGUAAAGACCAAAAGCAUAAGGAGAUUUUAAUUUUUUUUAAUGUUCUUUAUACUAAAACCUCUGUGAUUACUGCUAUUCUGGCAUAGUCCCGUUGUUUUUGGCCACACCAUUUGACAUGUGAGCCGCAUUUAACCCCAGAUUCUGUCAUGCUUGGCUUUUAGCAGGCUCUCAAAAACAAAAACACCUGUAGAGUGAAUGAACAAAUGUCUUUAGGAACUUGCCCCUUGAUUAAAAGCCAGUAUUAGUUUGAUUAGACUACGUUGUAUUCUUCCACUUUAAGGUUUACUUGAGCAAGCGUACGUGGGGCUCCUGCAGAUUGAAGUGUAUCCUUGAGUUACAGUAAACGGCCCAGUACUGCAUUUCUGAAAGUGAGAGUGUGCAUAGUAGGGCUGUCCCUGUGAAAACCCCUCAGCGUUGUGUUCCGUUGUUCUCCUUAAGGGACAGUAUCUUUUGGGGUGUUUCUGUUCCUAAAACCCAUGCCUACUUUUAUCAUUUUAAACCCUAGUUAAAUGGGUCCUUCCUUUAAGGUCAUUGAUGAAUUGUUGUAUUAAUUUACAGGGAACCAUUAAAUCAUACUUUUAAGGAGGCAUACAAAGAAAAAAAGUCAUGGCAUUUAACUAAUUAAACAAAAAUAUCUUUAUGAUUCUUGGAAAAGAACUUUAAGAAACAGUGAAACUAGCAAGGGGAUUAAACAGGAGAUAACCAUUGCCGUCGAGUUGAUUCUGACUCAUAGCAACCCUAUAGGACAGAGUAGAACUGCCUCAUAGGGUUUCCAGGGAGCGCCUGGUGGCUUUGAACUGCUGACCUUCUGGACUGCAGCACCAGGGCCCCAAUGAUUUUGCUCUAUCACCAGCUUUCAGUAGAUACCUGAAGACCACCAGUCUUUGCUGUCAUAGUUUGAUCUGUAUUUCCUUAAUCACUAUAUUUGAAAAAAAUACAGUAGUCUCCCCUUAUCUGCAGGGGAUACAUUCCAAGACCCCCAUGGAUACCUAAACUGCAGAUAGUACUGAACCCUAUAUACUAUGUUUAUAUAAAAACAUAGUAAAAACAUAAAAAACACAGUAAAAGAUUAACAAUAAGUGACCAUAAAAUAGAAGCACUUUAUGACUUCUCUUUUGUGUAUCUGAAUUGCCAGCAUCACCACUCUUGCACUUUGAGGUGGUUGUAAGUAAAAUAAGGGUUACUUGACCACAAGCCCUGCGGACCGAAGUUGACUGAGGGUAACUAAAAACCAUGGUAAGCAGAACCAAGGGUAAGGGGAGACUACUGUAAUGAUUCUGAGUACUGUGUAAUAGCACUGUGCAAAGUCCCUACCUUCAGAGCCUACAUACCCAUGAGGGAAAGACACAUGAAACAAUUAGCAGGUAAUACAGUGUACAUGUGAUUAAGUGUCUAUGGUAGAGGAGGGCAGGUGGGUGUACUCGGUGAUGGAACAGGGUCAGGGAUCGAUUUCCAAGAUUUUAAUAGGUCCUUCCUGCACAGUUAGGAGAGAACUUGCCCCCACUCAGACAUUCCAGUGUAAGUCAUUUCACAAACAAAAGGUGUUUUAAGUGGCUCCCCCAUGCAGAGGAUACAGGAACCCUACAUCCUGGGCACAGCAACAAGUCUGAACAGGAAUAGGACUAAGAUCAUGGAGUACACACCUCCCUAACGUUAUGCAGGACAAGCCAAUUAUAUAAACAACUGGUGUUCACACACGAGUUUAAAAUACACAUCUGCUGACAGUUUUUAAGUUGUUUAUUGGAAAUCAUAGUUUUUUUUUUUAAAUCCCACCAAUUAUUUUGCCAUACAAGAGCAAAGUUCAAAUAUAAAUAUUUAACAUUUUUUAUAUAAAAUUAGUAAUAUGGAAAAAAAAUGCAAACCAACCAAGAGGUAAAAAGUGUUUAGCAAUAACACUGUGUACUUCCGUCUUCUAUCCAAGUGACCAUCCAGGCUGGAAGCUUUUUGUUUUCUUUUUUCCCCCUUUCUUGACAUAUUUAAAAAGACAACCCUGUAUUGGAGCACCAAAAAGUUUUUUUUUUUUUUUCUCUUCCAUUCCUUUUUAAAAAGUUGGAGAUCUUUUAUUUACAAUACUCUUCUCAGUAUUUUAAGUCUGAUUAAGGAAGCAUCUAGCAACUUCCUCUUAUUAAAAUAAGGAAGUGUCUUCAUAUUUCCUUCAAAUUUAAACCCAUUGCAUUCUAUUCUAAGCAAAAAUAAAAAGUGAACACAGUUCAGGAGAACUCUUUCAGCAAAUAAAUAAUUGUUUCACAAAAGUACUGCUGUAAACAAGAUCAUUUCCACAGCUAGAUGACAUGAUGUUUUCAACCAAUGGCAAAUUUAAAAAGUUAACAAAUGUCGAUACACAGGGUAUACGUGGCCAAAAGAUAAAUGCCUCUUUAAGAAUCAACCAAUAAAAAUUAAUUUUAAAUUGUCUUGUCAAAAUAUGCUUCGGUUCUCUACAGUUUUAAAAAUGAGUCAGAAAAAUUAAACUGUAAUGAUCCAAAAUCCCUGAACCACAACCUAGAAUGUUUGACACCAUCAUUUUCACAUUGGUUAAACAAUACUAAGUUAUCUGAGCAAUGUAAACAAGCCUCAAUUUCCAAAAUAGAAAAUAAAUUAACAAAAAAUUUCUGUAAACAUUAAAAAGCUGCCUGCUAGAUUAUAGCUAUGAUCCAGUUGCGUAUACUGAGAAUCCUUCCGUUUUGUGUGCUUUGGACAUCAUCUUAUGAAAGAGGGAUCCUAGCUUUUCUCAAUGAGUUUCUCUGCAGCCAAAGAUUUUACAAUCAGUUCACCCACUUUUGCUGCUGUCACUAUUUUGGCCUUUAUCUAACCCUCCUAACAAUAGCCAUCACCUAGUUCUUUCUAUGGUGAGGGGAGGUUGGUUGUAUCACAGCCACAUUUUUAAUCCUGCCCUAAAGGAGCCCUGGUGGCGCAGUGGUUAAGAGCUAUAGCUGCUAACCAAAAGGUUGGCAGCUAGAAUCUACCAGCCGCUCCUUGGAAACCCUAUGGGGCAGUUCUACUCUCUCCUAUACGGUCGCUAUGAGUUGGAAUUGAUUCAAUGGCAAUGGGCUUGAUUUGGUGUUUACAAAAUAAAUGCGACUUAAUGUUAGAGCCACAUCUCUUUGAGUACAAGAAAUAUGCCGCUUUACAAAUGCGUUAGCCUCAUCCUGCUGACUUUUCUAUCACUUUCAUUCCGCUUUCUAGUUGGAAGUAUUUAAAAGAUGAAGAUCAUCUAUAAUGGCUAUUUUGAGGAAAGAAUAGAUUUUGUAAAGAUACUUCUGCUUUGAAUUGAUGUUUAAUGCUCUCAAUUAAAAAACCUGAACUUAGCACAAAGUACAAGCUAUGGUUUAUGACAUCUUGUCAGGGAGGGGUGGGCUGAUUUUAGUAAUAAUUUCAAUGAUUUAGACACAAAGAAUUAUAUUUUAUAGAUUAUGUAGAGAGGGAGGCUUUUAAUAUUCUGUCUUCCCUUUUGAAGCUUUCUCCGUUAUUCUUCUCUGCACACUGCAUUUAAAUAAUUACCCUAAGUACAGACCACUUUUGUAUAUUUAAAAACCGGUUGAAAAUGCAUUAAAUUAAAAUCAGCUUAUUUGAAUUAACAACGAUUCCUCCCUAGGGAAGGAAGUUAUGGGUAACAAACUGCCUGUGUUCUGUGUCAUUUUCUAAUAUUCAAAAAAAGCCACAUAAAGAACCAGUUAGGGUAGAAUUAAUGACUUUUCUCAUAUUUCACAUUUGCUUUGAAAAAAACACAUAAACAUAUUUUCAAUGAGUCCAACACUGUUAGGGUACAGUAGCUACAUGGAUGUGACAAUAUGUGAUUUGGAUGUUUGUCACAAAAUGUGUAUACUUUUCUAAACCACCUCUCAACGACAAGAGGUUUUCUUUUACCAGAUUCACAUACUUUCUCCUGUGCCAACACUCCCUCCCCCUGCCACCUCUGCCAAGUGCUCUUUAAUAAAAGUAAACCUGUAUACCUGGUCCAACAAUAUAUUCAUUUCUUUGAAAUGCUAUACUGUACAUUCACCUCUUAUUUUCCAGAAGCAGUUGGUCUACCACCACACUUACAUAUACACUGGCAUUAAGUGAGAACUUGAGUUUCCCUUUGUUUUUUGUUUUCAUUAAAAAUAUAAACCUUUUCUGAACACAAAACCCUUUGAAAUGAAUUUAGGCAAUGAAGUUGGUAAGUUAUAUUAAACAGCUUCCAGACGCAAAGAAAUGUUCUGAUAGACUAGGCUUUCAAAAUAUUUCUCUGUCUCCUGUAUUCACUUUGCUUCGGGUAUAGACACACACUGAAAAGUUUUUCAUCCAGGUUUGGCUCAGUGACAGUGAAAACAGACAACAUUCAAGUACUACUAGACAAACGCAGCCCUACAAGGGUAAGUGUCGACAUAGGUCAGUCUGCAGAGGAGAGCUAUCUUAAUUAACCUACAGUAUAUUUGACCAAAAAAACCUUUUGAAAUCGUUUUUACUUCAGGAUCUGUGGCGUCCUCCCAGAGCUUCUGAAGGUCUUGCACAUGUCCAUGGGAUGUCAUCAUUUUAUCAUAGAUGCAUGGAUGAUAGGGAGUUUUACCUUCCCCAGAAAAGAACACGUGGUAUUGUGGUACUAUCCCCAUUUUAUUAGCACAGAGGCCCAUAAACACGUCGUCUAUGUAAAGACUAGAGUUAAGCGUCUGUGAUGCCUCGUAGACUUUGGCAGCUACAUCACUGGAGAUCACGUAGGCAGCGCCAGCAGUGUAGUCAGGGUAAGCUGGCCACUGGUACAUUUCGUAAGAGACAUAGUACUUGCUCUUUUUGUCUCGAAUGGGAGGGGCGCCACGAUGAACCCGACCAAUCCAAAAAUCUUGAAUGCCAAUUUGUUCCAAACUUUGAAGGUACUCGACAAGAUUUGGCAUGUGAAUAAAUAUGUCGUCAUCAGCAGUCAUAAGGAAUUUGGCGUGUGGACAAAAUGUAUUUGCCCAACUGAACUGAAGAAGUAAUUUAAGAGUAAGAUUGUAGAAAGAAUCAGCAAAGUCUUGCUGAAUUAUAUCGCCAUACAUUUCAUCUUCCCAAGCUAGUUGUCUCUGUAAUUCUUCCCUCUUCAGUGGAUUGGAAGGAGUACCUAAAGCAAACAGAGUUUUGAUGUUAGCAUUAAGCUGAGACCGAACGUACUCCUCAUUGCCCCACGUCUUUCUAAUCGCAGAACGCCGUUCGUAGUUUUCAGGAGCAGUCUUUACAAACAGUAAAAGGAGGAUGUCUUGUGCUUGACACUUCUCCUUGUGGUUAAUCAAGUACUGGAAGCUAGGCAUGUCCUCCGAGUUGCGCUUCACAGACAA
Loxodonta africana (African savanna elephant) is the source of this 8112-nucleotide messenger RNA. RefSeq names its product MCF.2 cell line derived transforming sequence-like 2 (gene MCF2L2). Gene Ontology annotation, cellular component: cytoplasm. The record is from RefSeq and is a predicted model, not a curated record. Lineage: Eukaryota; Metazoa; Chordata; Mammalia; Proboscidea; Elephantidae. The transcript is spliced from 15 exons. Gene Ontology annotation, molecular function: guanyl-nucleotide exchange factor activity. Bases 359 to 2215 code for a protein of 618 amino acids.